AAUAAGAUUCUCUGAAACGUAGUCUCAUAAAAAUAGUAACAUGAAUAAAACAAUGAUUGAAUGGAAUGAAAACCUUCCAUUACGAAUAUUAUUCAUUUUCAAAACCUUAUAUGAUUAUUAUUCAGUAAUAAAAUAAGUGCAAUUGUAGUUUUGAAUCACACUCUGACCAUCUUAUAAAAGAGAAAUAAAAGUGUUGGGAGGGUAAUUUAGUUGCUGUAGUGUGGUAGUACUGGUCCAAAUGCUCAAAUUCAAAGAUAAGCCGUUGAAUUUGAAUCUCAUGUUCAUUAAACGUUUGUAACUCGUGAGGGUAAGUUCACCACUCAUCUUUACAAUCUCUACAGCAACUGGAAGACGUCAACUUCAAGACUCAAGCAAAGAACAACUGAAUAAUUAACUCGAGCAUCAAAUUCAAAGCAGUUUUAUUGAGUAUUGAGAUAAACAACUGGAGGUGAACGGUACAUAAACUACGGAAACAUCAUGUAUCAUACGAUUGAAAAAUUCGACUCUUAUGUGAAGGAGGAUUACGAUGGGACCUACUCUGUCAGAUAUAGCAGUAAACAGAAUUCAGUGCAAAUGGUUACUAACAUGGAAAUAGGAAGAGCAAUUCUUCUCUACUCUGGAAGCUAUUCGCAAAAUAACGCACGAUUUGGAGAGAAUAGAAAUAAUCAAUGUGUGCCCAUUGCCAUGGCAAUGUCCGCACAAGUCCAGAUCAAUCCCAAUCACAUCCCGUCUACUCAAGUAAUAGAUGAAAUAAUAGACGCUGGAGACUGCCAUUACUCGAAAACCAGGAGAAAACUCAAUCAUAACUUUAAACACCUUUCUAUGAAUGAGGCAGCAGUUGAUCCUAUCCAAAUCGGAUCUGAUUUUUAUAAAAUCAGCUUUACAACAACGCGUGGUGCUUUUCCCACGAAUGAGAGUGAAUACGAUGAUAAAGUUCGAGAGUUAUACUCAAAUUUUGUAGAAUUGAUGAUCCAGAAUCCUGGGAAAAGUCUAGUUUUUAUUGGGGUGGCAAUGGCUCUGUCCAUUUGGGAAAAGACCCCUAAUUAUUACUUAUUCGAUUCCCAUGCAAUGGAUGAGUAUGGGAACUUGAAAAAAGAUGGUUUGGCUAGGCUCUUCGAAUUCAAUAGCUUGCGUGAUCUAGCUCACUUUCUAAUGAGAAGAGUUACAAAGUAUACUUAUGAAAAGCUUAUGUGCUAUACGUACGAGUUACAUGCUAUAAAUGCUGAACCUGCAGUAGUGUAUUGCGGAUCUGAAAAUCAACCAAUUAAUUUCAAGCAGUUUGGAACGAUGGCCGAUGGCUUAGAAAUAUAUAAGCCAACCUAUUCAAACUAUUGGAGUGGCGUAGCUCGUAAUAAGCUGAUGAUUCGACUUAUACCACUAAGGGAGGGGUCAAAAGUAACUGAAGUGGUGGGAUAUAUCUUUGGAGAGGGUCUUGGUGAUAUGAAAUAUUCUCAGGAGAAAGUGAAGAUUCAUUGAUGGUGCGUCAGAGAAACUUUCAACUUUUUUGGCAUUUCUAUUUUGAUAGAUACGAUCUAUAUUCAUAUAUAUUUUUCGAUUUA
Messenger RNA from Nilaparvata lugens (brown planthopper), 1559 nucleotides. RefSeq lists its product as uncharacterized. The record is from RefSeq and is a predicted model, not a curated record. The transcript is spliced from 3 exons. The coding region runs from base 478 to 1476 and encodes 332 amino acids. NCBI's taxonomy places the organism in Eukaryota, Metazoa, Arthropoda, Insecta, Hemiptera, Delphacidae.